Molecule: messenger RNA, 654 nt
Organism: Cannabis sativa
Lineage: Eukaryota; Viridiplantae; Streptophyta; Magnoliopsida; Rosales; Cannabaceae
Exons: 2
Coding region: 1-654 (217 amino acids)
Molecular function (GO): zinc ion binding; nucleic acid binding
Source: RefSeq, a predicted model, not a curated record
AUGGGGGUGACAGGAACAGAGAGGGUGAAUUGUGCGGCUUUUAUGUUUCAAGAUCACGCCCGCGUUUGGUGGGACAUAGUGAAUCAAACUCGGGAUGUCAGUGUGAUGACAUGGGAAGAGUUUAAGAAACUUUUUGAGGAAAAGUUCUAUAAUGUGGCUGUAAGGACUUCACACCAGGAAGAUUUUGUGAAGUUGACUCAAGGGAAAAUGUCUGUGGCUGAGUAUACUCUGGAAUUUGACCUGUUAUCAAAAUUUACUGACUUGGCCUUAAUUGCUGAGGAGGCCGAGCAGCAAGUGAUGAAAGAGCAGGCUGCAAAGGAUGCCGCCAUGACAUCAAACCCUCCUGAUGGUGGUAAUGUCAGUAAGGGGAUCGACAGUAGCAACCCUGAGCACAAGCGGAAGGCUGAAGCUUCCGGAGCUUCAGGAGGAAAUAGGAAGUUUCGGGGAAACAGAGGUGGACGUCAAGGUCGCGGGUCCUCAUUCCGGUCAUAUCCCAAGUGCCCUAAAUGUAAGAAGCAUCAUCCUAGUGAGUGUCGAGCCAAGGCAUGUUUCCAAUGUGGCAUGGUGGGCCACUUUAUCAAAGACUGUCCCCAAGCCAGGAAAGAAGAGCCUAAGAAGAAUGCUGCUCAGAACCCGGGGCGACUUUUCACUUAG